Meloidogyne enterolobii is the source of this 369-nucleotide messenger RNA. The record is from the annotation of a GenBank genome assembly. NCBI's taxonomy places the organism in Eukaryota, Metazoa, Nematoda, Chromadorea, Rhabditida, Meloidogynidae.
CCUUUUUGUAUUUUGACUUUAAAAAUGACUGCUUUAGUUAUGGAUGUAUAUGAUGGACAUUUACAGAAAAAAUCAGAGUCACAGCAACAGUCAAAAACAGCUAUAACGGACAAACCAAAUUUAUUGGAAAUUGCAGCUUUUGUUUUCUUCUUUAGUGGAACGCUUACAGGCCCUCAUUUUUCUUUAAAACGCUUUAGAGAAUUUGUUAAGGGGGAUUAUUUGGAUAAAGAAAGGAAUGAAGUUAGACAAUCCAGUAUAAUGGCAAGUCUUCAACGUUUUGUUGUUGGUGUAUUUUUUGCUGUUUUGUAUAAAUGGGGGACAGUUUGGGUGCCUGACAGUUAUUUUAAUUCUCCUGAAUUUCUGGUAUAA